Molecule: messenger RNA, 907 nt
Organism: Phoenix dactylifera (date palm)
Lineage: Eukaryota; Viridiplantae; Streptophyta; Magnoliopsida; Arecales; Arecaceae
Product: Adenine nucleotide alpha hydrolases-like superfamily protein
Source: RefSeq, a predicted model, not a curated record
UUCCCUCAUUGCCUUGGGACUCAAGACGCCCAAAAUAUAGCAGCAUAUUCCUUUUGGUGUUCUUAAGUACCUCUUUACUUCAUUUGUUUCCAAGGUAGAAGAAACUUGGAGGGAGACUUUGAGAAGGGAUGGGAGGAAAUCGGACGGUGGGCAUCGGCAUGGACUACUCGGCAUCGAGCAAAGUGGCGGUCCGGUGGGCCGUCGAUAACUUGGUGGACGGCGGCGAUCGCAUCGUGUUGAUCCAUGUGCAGUCCGGCAAGUCUGAUCAUGCGCAGAAGAAGCUGUGGGAGGACACAGGAUCACCCUUGAUUCCUCUUGAGGAGUUCAGAGAGAUGAACUUAUCAAAGCAAUAUGGGAUCAAUCCGGAUAGGGAGGUGUUGGAUAUCCUGGACACUGCAUCCAAGACUAAGCAGGUGAAAGUGGUCUCCAAGAUUUAUUGGGGUGAUCCAAGGGAGAAGCUCUGUGAUGCAGUGGAGGAUCUAAAACUAGACUCACUUGUAGUUGGAAGCAGGGGCUUAGGAAGCUUUAAAAGGCUGUUGCUUGGAAGUGUGAGCAGCUAUGUGGUGUCCAAUGCCACUUGCCCUGUCACAGUUGUGAAGGGAACACCCAUGCCCAAGGCCUAGGAAGGGAUUUGCUCAGAAGACUUGAAUAAUACUAUAAUCAUAUUACCUUGGUCAUCCAAACAAUAGUACUUUAUAUUAUGGAUUGGUGACUUUUAUUGACUUGUUCAUGUUUUGUGUUUAUCAGACUUAUAUAUAUUAGGCAUGUUUAGUUGUUACUUUAUGGUAAGUUCCAUUUUGGUUAUCCUUUUAUGUCUAUUUUAUCACCUUAUUGAAGUGGCUGGCUCUGUUAUUGAAGAUGAAUUAACUGUGUAUGAUGGAUAUAAUGUUUUCUUUUCUUUUUGUUU